AUGGCAGAGGAUAGCUUUGACACCACAAAGCCUAUGCUUUGUGAUCUUGAACGAACGCCACUUUUGAAGCAGCGGAACCACAUCAACGUGCUGGGAGAUAGAGAUGUGUUGACCUUUACAAACAACCGAUUACAAGGCAUUAGGAAACAUGCUGUGGAAACGCUCAGUGGGGCCACAGCGAAGCAGCUGCGGCGUGUUUAUUGGAUAAAAUGGCAGUACAGAGCUGCACAAAAAGUGACAAGUGAUCUUCUAAAGGAAGGGAUAUGGAUGAAAACGCACGACGGUGUAAGGCUUGUGGACAGUGUUCCACAUACCUUUGAUGUACUGAGUCUUGAGGAGUACGUCUACGAAAACCGCAUUUGUGCAAGAAGAAGAAACGUGGACUUCUCAGACGGCCUGCAGAAGGCCUUACGUGAGCUUCUCUACACUGCUAGGCAAAAUCUGAUAAAGGCCAACGAUAGAGAGGAGAGACCUUUUUUUUCUAAUCAGGAUCUCUGCCCUGUUCGGGAUACAAAAGAGCUUGUUGCGGCUCUUUACAUGUUAAGGAAUAUGAUUUUUGACUUUGCCGAAGCCAAGUCGCUAAUUAGCUUGCGGCAGCGUGAAGUGAUGAAGUUAAGCGACGCAAAUGAAGGUUUAAGGAGCAGGUUGGGUGAGGCAGAGGCUUCACUCUCGCAUCUUACUCGGGUGGAGGCGGAACUAACUAUCGUUCGGGCACGCUGCGAGGAGUUGAACGAACAGCUCCGGCAGGCGCAGGAGGGGUGGGCAAGAGCAAAGUAUCAGGUGCAGUUUCUCCGGCGUGAGCUUAAAAAGGAACGGAAUCAGCCCCCAACCACCACGGAACAAAUGCUGAAGCAAAAAGACAAUGAGUUGGUAUUCGUGCAACAACAAAUUGCCAAGCUGCGAAGCAAGCUGUAUCGUGAGGUGAAGGGGAAAGAAUCUCUGCAAGCGGAGCUGCAGGAGAUGAAGACGGAAGCGGUGCGUGCAUCACAAAAGUUGGAGAAGCGUUUAUCUUCAGGCAGGUUGGUCGGUCGAGAGCGGUAUACCAGGGUGGUGGCCUCACAGCUGAAUGUUCCCAGGAAGGUCUUUUCCUUAGGGUUUGCGAAGAUGCUGAAGAUGGAGAAAAUUCGAGAGGAAGACCUUUUUCUGCGGGAUGUGACCGAAGAUGCGGAGGGGAGAUUCCAAUGGAAGCGAAGCCAAAUAAGGAUCCUGUGCGCGAGAAUGUAA
Molecule: messenger RNA, 1224 nt
Organism: Trypanosoma rangeli
Lineage: Eukaryota; Euglenozoa; Kinetoplastea; Trypanosomatida; Trypanosomatidae
Exons: 1
Coding region: 1-1224 (407 amino acids)
Source: RefSeq, a predicted model, not a curated record